Solea senegalensis (Senegalese sole) is the source of this 4117-nucleotide messenger RNA. RefSeq names its product zeta-sarcoglycan. The record is from RefSeq and is a predicted model, not a curated record. NCBI's taxonomy places the organism in Eukaryota, Metazoa, Chordata, Actinopteri, Pleuronectiformes, Soleidae. Gene Ontology annotation, biological process: heart contraction; cardiac muscle tissue development. Gene Ontology annotation, cellular component: sarcolemma; sarcoglycan complex. The coding region runs from base 1 to 927 and encodes 308 amino acids. The transcript has 7 exons.
AUGACCCAGGAGCAGUAUAUCCUCGCCGCGCAGCCCAACCCGCUCCACCAACGAGCGCCAUCCAUGUGCGGCGCCCAGGUUUACCCAGCGGUGGGAAUCUACGGGUGGAGGAAAAGAUGCCUGUACUUCUUCAUCCUCCUCCUUCUCGUCACCAUGAUCGUUAACCUUGCACUGACCAUCUGGAUCCUUAAAGUCAUGAAUUUCACCCCAGAUGGCAUGGGGAAUCUGCGGGUGACAAAGGAAGGCGUCAGGUUGGAGGGAGUGUCCGAAUUUAUACUGCCUUUGUAUGUGAAAGAGAUCCAGUCUCGCAGGGACAGUCCACUUAUUCUUCAGUCAGACAGAAAUGUGACAGUCAAUGCUAGAAAUGAUCAAGGACAACUGACCGGUCAACUAACCGUGGGCUCAGACAUGGUUGAGGCUCAGUGUCAGAGGUUUGAGGUGAGAAGUACAGAUGGAGAGCGAGUUCUGUUCUCGGCAGAUGAAGAGGAGAUAAGCAUCGGUACUGAGAAACUCAGAGUUACAGGGAAUGAAGGUGUCGUGUUCAGCCAUUCUGUAGAGACGUCACAUGUAAGGGCAGAGCCCUUCCAGGACCUAAAGUUGGAGUCCCCGACUCGGACUCUUACCCUUGAGGCCCCCAGAGGCGUGGAGGUCAACGCUGGAGUGGGAGACUUCACAGCGUCCUGUAGGAAAGACCUCCUCCUGCAGUCCUCAGAAGGAGAGAUCUUUCUAGAUGCCAACGCCAUCAGGCUGGGCAACAUUCCCCUCGGCAGUGCUGUGGAUCCCCUGGAGGGGGCACCGGCAGGUACCACCUACACUAAACAGACUGUCUACGAGCUGUGUGCCUGCGCUAAUGGUAAGCUCUACCUGUCUCCAGCUGAGAAAGGCUCUACCUGCCAAACCACAAGUAACUUUUGUCUCUGGAGCUGAAAGUAUAAGGUGGACAUAUGGACCCAGGACAAAUGGACUACUUUCGAAGUACGAAGCUCAUGCUAGCCAAGAGACUGAAUCCUCCUGAAUCAGGGCUUGGAGGGAUACUAAUGCCAGCUAACAGAUCAAAUCAACAUGGAUUGUGGCAUGGCCAGAAGUUCGUGUCCAUUAACCAACCAAAUACUAUAUGGCUUACAGCUUGGCAGAGGGUUUAACGCUUGCUAACAGACCAAAUCAACAUGGACUGUGGCAUGGAGUGAUGCUAAUGCCAGCUAAAGGACUGGAGCUUGGACAAGAGCUUGGUGAGAAGCGACCUCACCAACCAAAUUAAUAUGGAUUGGUCAGUAGCUAAUGAAUUCAAGUUGAUGGAUGACUCAGCAGGAAGCAAAAGCCAACUAGAUGGGUUUGUGAGUUAAAAGCUAAGAUCACGCAUGGAUGGUCAUGGAUGGACAGUCUCUCUCCAAGAUGCUCAGUGGCUGCCUCUGCCAUCAUUGAAUAGGUGCAAUGAUCGUGUCUGAAAGCUACAAAGAUUACAUUUGGGGGGUUUGCUUGACAACAGCCAACUUUUACAAACAACGUGAAUUGUGUUCACCGUUUAACCAAAAUGAUCUAGAAAUCACACCGGCUUUUGUAAGGAUGCUAAGAUGUGGACAAGCAUAUUUGCCAGCGGGGACUGAUGUACCCUGCCUUAGAAUUGUGGGUUAUCUGUUGGCUAACUGACAUCAGUAAAGACUUUGGUCUAGCUCUGCAAGUAACUAACAAUUAAAUCAAACAAUGGUUUAUUCUAGUGGGAAGCUAGCUAAUGGACCAAUCUAUACCAGUAAGGCCUUCCCCCUCCUCCCCAUAUAAUAUUAAACUUAAAUGUUAAAGUUUGACCCUUCCACGUUAACAUGCAUCCUGUAGUGACUACUGUAUGUUCUUUAACCCCACUCCAUUGGAUAGACAAAGCAAAUAACUGUGCUUCAGUCUUGUAUCCACCAGCUUUCCCCCAUACAUUCUCUGAUUUGCAUUUUUUAAUGUUCUUGUAGUUCUUUCUGGUCUCCUUCACCAUAUUUUGCCACCAUUUCCAUUUUUCUCUUCUCCAUGUUCAUGUGAUCACAGAUGUAAUGAUGCCCCCCCACCCAAUGUCUGUCUACAUAUCUUUUGAGUUCCACAGUGUAGUACAAAAGAAAAAAGAAAAUGAAGAUACAGUAAAAGGUUAUUCCGACUUAGGUUACAAUAAGGUAUUAGUUUUUGUUAUGGUAUGAAUCUAAUAUCUAGACAGGUAGCACUCAGGUGAUCGUCAGAGCAAGUCUGAUCUUGUUUGAUGUAUUAUACAUCUUCAUCCAAAAUAGCUUACCUGUUAGAGUUUUUCAUUGCUUUUGCAUGACUUUCUUGCUCUUGUGUCAUCACCCCUUCAUCUUUUAUUUUAAUUUUUCAUUAUUUUUUCAUUUUUCCCUUGCUUAGCUUCCUUACCGCUCUCAUUUCUUAUGAGCAGUCAAAUUUGAAAUGUCUUAUCCCAUGUUUAUCUAUUCAUCAGCUCUCACGUCUCUUUCGGCAUCAACUCAAUAUCUCAAUACUCAAAUAAUUGCUCCUCAAAUCUUUCUCCCUUCAACUCUUCAGCAACAUAAGCAAGCAAAUUGUAAUCAAUUUUGUACUGUUUACUUGGAGUUUGGCAACAAUUUAAGUCAGCUGGUUGAGUGAAAUCCAAAAGCAUUUCUGGUCUAAAUGACAUCUGAAGUCUUGUCAUGAUUGCUGAAUACUUUAAUCACUCUUACUCUACCUGUAAGGUUGUACUCAGCCAGUGUAUGGAGGAAACCAAUUACAGCCAAUCUAAUACAGUCAUUUGUGGCACUAGUGAAAGGUUAUUGCCAUAAAUUUGUUAAUUAAUGACAAAUAACAACCCUGGAAAUGGGCAGAUCCACCAGGAAACCUAGACUUUGUGACAAAAAUGCAGUUAAAGUUCUGGUUAUUUUCAGUUCAUAUAUUAGGCACAUUGUUUUAAGCCCUCUCCAAGUCAACAUCCCAUGACCCCUUUCAGAAACCCCCAGUGUGAGGUGGUGUAAUGAGUACAAGCAUUUGAGCACACCCACUUUAAAUAAAUAAUAAAAUACUUUUAAUAAAUUAUAGGAACCACCACUCCACACUCCAUUUUUUAGAACCCAGAUAAUCUGAGGCAAAACGUAUCCAGCUUCUUCCUUUUUACCUCUACAAGAUAAAUGAAUGAGGCUUCCCAUGAGUCUACAAAUCUUAACCUAGGUCCAAGAGUUCACCAAGAUGUUCUUUUCACUAGCCAACACUCUCUUCCUUUGCCGAGUGUCUUUCCCCAAAUUCCAGGUUUUGAGAGGCAAUUUUAAUUCCAUAUUUGUGUUGAUAUAAAACAUAUUGCAGCCUCUCCAUUAUCAGAACCAAUCAUUGAUCAUUGACGUUAGGCCCUGGAUGUUGUCGUACCAUCUACGCUGAAGUAAAAGGGUCAAAUGUGGUGUUUGUUAUGGCCAAUCCAUGAAAAGCAUGUCAUUCCAAAAGACAUUAGUAUUACUCCCAAUCAUAACCCGAUAGAUUUCUCUAUCAUUGUCCACAUGAGUGUUGAAGGUUCCCAAGCGAACUAUAGAGUCCCAAGUUGAAACCCUUUCCACGACCGCACUUUGAGACACACACAAACACACACAAACCCCUCCAUCAUGUUAAGAUGGCAUUUCAGAGGUGUCUUUAUUGGUGUGAAUGUUCUCAAGCUGGCUAACAUAGAAGUUACUGGAAUCUUUGGUAGGAAUUAUGGGUACAUAAAUAUGGUUAUAUGUGAAUAGACUCCGCUGGAUUGAGGCCCUGAGACAUACUUUCUUUUUUCUUUUUCUUUUUCUUUUUUUUUUUUUAAACAAAGUGAUACACAGGUGCCUUUGCUGCUGUUGGUAAAAGCACAUCACAGUCUGAACGUUCACCCUCAGUGGACCAUUUGCAAGUGUGUGGACAAACUAUUUAUCAAUCUACCUAUCUAUCUAUUAAGUUUUCAAUGUUUUUCCUUCCCUCUCUCCUGGUUUUGUAGAGUUCUCAGUAUAUCCAGUUGAGCAAAUUAACAAUUCAAUCCUGGUUUAAAAAAAAAAAAUUCUGAUGUGUUACCUUAUGGUUUUAUUCUUGAUAAUAAAAAAGCACAAAUUAUGCCAUGUAUAUAACAAUACCAAUAAAAUACAAAAUAAAAUAAUAUUGUUUUUCAAAA